Messenger RNA from Haliotis rufescens (red abalone), 2946 nucleotides. RefSeq lists its product as uncharacterized. The transcript has 4 exons. The coding region runs from base 116 to 529 and encodes 137 amino acids. NCBI's taxonomy places the organism in Eukaryota, Metazoa, Mollusca, Gastropoda, Lepetellida, Haliotidae. The record is from RefSeq and is a predicted model, not a curated record.
UUGUUAGAAGCUGUAACUGAGGGGAAAGCGUUGUCGGCAACGGAUAUUUCGUACAAAUAAAAUGUAAUCUGGGCUGUCGGGAGGGAAAUGGAGUGAAACUUAUGAGCCAGUCGUCAUGCCCCCUAUGACAGAAGAUACGUACGGUUCACGCGUGGAAAAAUGGACCAUGCGAGAAAUGCAGUUGAACCGACUACAUGAGGAAAUCAUUGCAAGAAGAGAGUCUCUACUGCACUCGACCGGUGCUUUCCUCAGGCAGCAGGUUGACAAGAAGGGCACCGUUCCGCCUAUAACUCACACGUUAGAUGAGAUCACAGUCAGAAAUGAGAGACUGAUAAAGGAUCUCCGUGACACAGAAUGGAGACUGGCACAGGAAGCAGAGAAACCUGCAGACACUAAGUUCCUCACUCUCCAGAGUAACUACUGGUCAAUGAUUCGGAGCAUGGAGCCGCUAUGGAAGGAGAGCAUGGCACAGGCAGGUCUUAGGCAACCUGCUGCUGGCAGCACCACGCCCAAGACAGCACGCACAUAACAUAGUACCAGACACCAUGUCUAAGAUAAUUGCCAACUGUAUGUCAACAUUGAUAAUGAAGAAGUUUAUUUACAAGAUAGUGUAAUCUAUCAACACAUUGUUUAAUGUGCUAGUAUCAUGAAAAAUAGUGAUAUUUUUCUGCUGUCAUGUUGAAGCUAGUAUGAUGUACAAUACGAUGGCCAAGAAAAAUAACUUGUCAAAAUGUAAAUUUUAAGGUCUUUAUUUGUUAGAAACCAAACAAAUCUUAAAAAUGUUGACGAGGAGGUGUAGCGCAAUUGGCAUGGCUGGCUUGGCCCGCAAGCUGAUUGGGUAUUACCACCAGCAGUGUAUGGAAUAAACCCAAUCGUUACAUUGGUUGUUGGGAGAGUUGUGUUGUAUAUAUAAUACCGGUAUAGAUUCCAUGUGUCAAGAGUAUGGCUAAUUGGGGUGUGUCAAGUAACCAUAUAUAAUAUUAACAAAAACUGGAAUACGAUUGAAAUUGUUCACCGCAAAUUUUGAAAAAAAAUACUUCACACGGGCUACAGAACUGCAAAUGCAGUAGCCUAUGGUGAAUGUGGUAGGUAUCCACUUCAUACUAUUUAUUAUGUAAAAUGCAUUAAAUAUUGGUUUAAGAUUUUGCAAAUGAGUCAAAACAGAUACCCAUACCAGUAUUAUAAAAUGUUAUUAUCCAUUGCUGAUAGAAAACGUCCUAACUGGGCAUCGCAUAUCAGACUUUUGCUAAGUCAUUAUGGUUUUGGGGAUGUAUGGGCUGCACAAGGCAUUGGCAAUGCAGAAUUAUUUGUACAUAUGUUCAGCGAAAGAGUUAAAGAUUGUUCGUUUCAAGAUUGGCAUGCAUCUCUAGGCAGCAAGACCCUCUCAUUCUAUAAACUGCACAAAUCUAAUAUUGUUUGUGAAACAUAUUUAUCAAAUAUUAAGCAUUGUGAAUAUAGAAGGCUAAUAACCAAAUUUAGAUGUGGACAGAAUACUCUUGGUAUUCAACUUAUACGUAGGGGUGUUGCUAAUAUUGAGGAGGAUGCCGUCUUAUGUAAAACACUGUCAUGUUAUUGAGGAUGAACUUCAUGUUAUAUACAAUUGUCCUCUUUAUGCAAAUCAGCGGGAAAUGUAUAUCCCAAAGACAGUUAAUCAUAAUUAUUUUUGUUUAGAAAGACUCUGUCAACUAUCCAACAACGAUGCAAUGAUAAAUUUUACAAAAAUUUUAAUGUACGUGUUCUCAACACACACACAAAAAAGAAGUAUAAAUUAGGCAACUCUUAGAUAAAUAAAAUGUAAAUGUAUUUUGUACAAUGGGUCAAAUGGCCUUAUACAAAUAAAUCUGUCUGUCUGUCUGUCUGUCUAUAUAUAAUACCGGGAUAGAUUCCAUGUGUCAACUAAUUGGGGUGUGUCAAGUAACCAUAUAUAAUAUUAACAUUGUGAAAAAGUUUCUUUUUCAAUUUUAGAGGCACCCACCCCCCAACCGUGCUGUUUUUGAGAUAAAUAUGGAUUGAUCUUUGUAACCAAUUAGUACUAAUUAACAAGGACAGUAUUUGUGCCACCUACAGUCACUCUUAUCUUACAACUGCAGUAGAUUAUUGCAUAAUGUAUGUCAAAUGUGGACAGUUGUGAAUCAGUUGAUCAACACACUUGGACUAACAGCAUGUAAGAUGUGACCAGUUGUGAAUCAGUUGACUGACAUACUAGGACUCACAGCAUGUAUGGUGUGACCAGUUGUGAAUCAGUUGACUGACAUACUAGGACUCACAGCAUGUAUGGUGUGACCAGUUGUGAAUCAGUUGAAUUCAAUGUGAUGGAGUCUGAGCUGUUGUUUGAAGUUUGUGUUGUUUUCCAACUGUACAGGAGAGACGUCUAUGUCCAAACAUCAAUUGAAAUCUUUUUCUUAAAACUUAAAUGUUUAGAAAUAACCUUUGUACAAUUGACAUAAUUUUGAUGUUGUUAUGGGUUAACUAGUGACUGUGACAGUGACAAAGUAACAGUAUGGAAUGCAAUUUCUCGGCAUACCGUUGUCAGUCCCACCCCGCAUGGUUAGCUGUCAUCAGCUGCAUGAUAUAAGGGGAGUAACUCUUGCUGGCUUGCGUACUAAAUAUGUACCUAAAAUGUUUAUAUAAUCACAUCAGUGAGAGGUGACAAGACUUGUGUGUCCGGUGCAGCAAGCUUACUUUGACAGACUGGCUCUAUGACAUUGAUUUGGUUAAUGAAACUUGUUUAAAGUUGUAUAAAUAUCACAUGCCCCCAAACAAUGAGAAGUUUUGGCUGAAAUAGAGAUUUUUAAGAUAAAGGAAAACCGUAACAAGCAACAUACUUGUGGAACGAAAACUUGGUUGUUAAAUGGGUGUGGACUGUGAGGAUAUUGCUGUUUUUAUUGAUGUAACGUUUGAAAGCUGUGUACAGCUUGUAUGUAAUAAAUCUGAUAUUACUUGACA